GGUAUUGUUACAGAGGAAAAGAGUGACAGGGCCCAGUGUGAUGGGGGGAGAUACGGGGCAGACUGGCGCCUGCUGCACUGCUUGUGGGAGUGGAAAUUGGGGGCCAGAGCUCACUGGUGACGUGGUCGUCACGUGACCAAGAGCUGCCUGGAGCAGAAGUACUGCUAGUCGCCUCCGUCUGGGUACCAGCCCCCUAUUACUCUGCAGGCGCGUGAAGGAAGAAGCAAAUUAGCCCGGACCGUGCAGGUUUAUAGAUUUGUUGGCCCGUAGGUCGCUGGAAAAAGUCGUGGCGAGGGAAGGAGCAAACUGCCUUGGGACGUGCAGUUCUGCAAAGCUGGCUAUCUUGUCUUUCCAUCUGUCCUUCUGCUGGAUUGUCCCUCAGUCACUGUGGAAGGAGCAUUGACCACAGAAGACAAGGGAAGAAGAAAGAAUUUACCUGACUUUGGAAGAGACUGGUGGGAGAGACUAGCUAUUCAUUACAAGAGAGCUACAGGAGCCUGGGAUAGGCUGAAGGCAUCUACCCUCCACCAAUACUCACCCUGGCCAUAAGAACCAUCUUCAAUCAGGUGAAGCAAGGCCCUCUCCUACCCUGCCCCCAGGCUGGCACGGACUUGAGUAUGGGCCGGGCUCGGGAAGUGGGUUGGAUGGCAGCAGGACUGAUGAUUGGGGCUGGUGCUUGCUACUGUGUUUACAAACUAACUAUAGGAAGAGGUGAUAGUGAGAAGUUGGAAGAGGAGGAAGAGGAAUGGGACGAUGACCAGGACCUGAAUGAGGCGGAGCCUGAGAUUUGGUUUGAUUUCACAACUAUGGCUAGGCCCUGGAGUGAGGAUGGAGAUUGGACUGAACCUGGGGCCCCUGGUGGCACUGAGGACAGGCCUUCAGGUGGGGGCAAGGCCAACCGAACACACCCAAUAAAACAGCGCCCAUUCCCUUACGAACAUAAAAAUACUUGGAGUGCACAAAGCUAUAAAAAUUUCACGUGUGUUCUUGGCCUCUCCAAGAGCCCUUUCAUUCAGGGGAAACUGUUGUUAGUUCAACCCAGGGAUGCUGGUUUUUCAUUUAGCCACGAUAUCAAUAGUCAUUUGGCCAGCCUCUCCAUUGCUGGAAACACGAACCCUACUCCCAACCCUGCUGUUGAGGGGGAGAAGGCUUUCUGUGCCCCAGGUAACGUGAACGCGAGUGGUGAAAAUCAGGGCCAGAUUAAGAUGUACAUCAAUGAAGUGUGUCAGGAGACUGUGUUGCUUUGCUGCAACUCAUUUCUGCAGCAGGCCGGAUUAAAUUUGUUAAUAAGCAUGACAGUUAUUAAUAACAUGCUUGCCAAGUCCGUUUCAGACUUGAAGUUUCCUUUGAUAUCAGAGGGAAGUGGAUAUGCUGAGGUGCAGGGUUUGAAACCAUUGACGGGUUUGUCUGAAAAGCCAGUGUUGGCAGGGGAGUUGCUGAGUGGCCCACUGCUGCUGUCUUUCUGGUCCCUCCUUAUCAGAAAUGCAGACAGACAGCUUUUCCCACACAUUCUGGCCUCCUAAAUGGCCCCCUCCAACAGAAUGGGACGGAUUCACCCCAAACCAAGACCCGAUUGGUGAACACACCCUUGUGUUCUCACCCAAAGACUCUGCAGUGGGUGCUAUUGAAGAUCUGGCCUUAACCAAUCACCACCUCACGGGGUGAGAGUUACACUUGCUAGAUCAAGGACCACACUCUGAUUGGCCAGGCAGGGGUUCCCACAGAGCCUGGAGUACCCUCUUGGUUUUUGCAGUCUGCAGGCAAUGUGCAUUGUAAAUUACUCCCUUGCAGCCUUCUUCCUGUGGUCAAGGGAUCAUUUUAGCUGCCAGCUGCGGUUAAAGAACAACAUAUUCUCGCCUCACAAGGGAUGCCUUGCCCGUGGUGGUCUCCCUGUCUAAGCUGGACUGUUUUGUGGAGACCAGAUGCGUAUGGGAGCUUGUGCCGAAAAUGCGUUGGUUGCUGCUUAGGUUGAAUUCUUCUUCAUUUACUGUCUCUUCCUCACGACCCGAUGGAUGGUAAACCUGUUCAUCCAAAAAAGUACACUCCCCUUCUAUGUGCUGUACUGACUUAACUCCCUCCAGCCAAGCCUGCAUUUAUUUGUAUGUAUCAUCAAUAAAGUUGUGUGCUUUGAUUGGCAAAAACGA
This is a messenger RNA of Camelus dromedarius (Arabian camel), 2144 nucleotides long. RefSeq names its product armadillo repeat containing X-linked 6 (gene ARMCX6). Lineage: Eukaryota; Metazoa; Chordata; Mammalia; Artiodactyla; Camelidae. The record is from RefSeq and is a predicted model, not a curated record. The coding region runs from base 618 to 1523 and encodes 301 amino acids. The transcript has 4 exons. Gene Ontology annotation, cellular component: mitochondrion.